This is a messenger RNA of Mustela lutreola (European mink), 6335 nucleotides long. It is a transcript of the gene PRR16, whose product is annotated as proline rich 16. The transcript is spliced from 3 exons. NCBI's taxonomy places the organism in Eukaryota, Metazoa, Chordata, Mammalia, Carnivora, Mustelidae. Bases 148 to 1062 code for a protein of 304 amino acids. Gene Ontology annotation, biological process: positive regulation of translation; positive regulation of cell size. The record is from RefSeq and is a predicted model, not a curated record.
CCAACUGCCGGCCCUACUGUGGUUCUCUGCACGUUGUCACAAAGUGUGCCGGGGCUCCAUGGCUCUGCCCGCGGGCGAGAAGGAAGCCAGCGGGGCUAGCCGUGAGAAAGCCCACCUCGGGCUGCGGAGACGAGGGCAGCUCAGAGAAUGUCAGCCAAGUCCAAGGGGACCCCCUCCUCGUCCUCUCCAGCCGAGGGACCGCCGGCAGCCUCCAAAACCAAGGUGAAGGAGCAGAUCAAGAUCAUCGUGGAGGACCUGGAAUUAGUCCUGGGCGACCUGAAGGACGUGGCCAAGGAACUUAAGGAGGUGGUUGACCAGAUUGAUACCCUGACCUCCGACCUCCAGCUGGAGGAUGAGAUGACCGACAGCUCCAAAACAGACACCCUGAACAGUAGCUCCAGUGGCACGACCGCCUCCAGCAUCGAGAAGAUCAAAGUGCAGGCCAACGCACCCCUCAUCAAACCCCCAGCGCACCCGUCUGCGAUCCUCACCGUCCUGAGAAAGCCAAACCCUCCGCCGCCUCCCCCGCGGUUGACCCCGGUCAAGUGUGAAGACCCCCCGAGAGGGGUGCCUGUGGCCAAUACCCUGAAGACCAAUGGCACUCUCCUGCGAAACGGAGGCUUCCCCGGGGCACCGAACAAAAUUCCAAACGGAGACAUCUGCUGCCUACCCCCCAGUACCUUGGACAAGGCUCCCGUGCAGCCUCUGACGCACAGACCUGACAAAGACAGGUGUCCCCAGGCAGGGCCUCGGGAACGAGUUCGGUUUAAUGAAAAAGUGCAGUACCAUGGCUAUUGUCCCGACUGUGACGCCCGGUAUAACAUAAAAAACAGGGAGGUCCAUUUACACAGCGAACCUGUCCACCCACCGGGGAAGUUUCCUCACCCAGGCCCUCCCCUCCCUCCUCCGCCCCACCUCCCUCCUUUUCCGCUGGAAAACGGGGGGCUGGGAAUAAGCCACAGUAACAGCUUCCCCCCUCUCAGACCUGCAACUGUGCCUCCUCCCACUGCACCAAAACCACAGAAGACGAUCUUGAGGAAAUCAACCACUACAACAGUGUGAUGUAUGCCAUUUCCAAAACCUUUUCGUUUUUUUUGUUUGUUUGUUUGUUUUUGUUUUUGUUUUUUAAUUUCUAUACUAUAAACAUAAAAUAAUAAGUAAUGAGCACUUUCUACUCAAGCAAUAAAAAGCCCAAAUAUAUUAAUCCUGCAUUCAGCAAAGUGGCAUAAAAACCACCUGGUAAGUAUGCACUAUGUCAUUUAUAUCCCGGGUACACGGUGUUUAAAACAGUUGCAACAUCAGAAACCACAGAACCAUGAAAAAGCUGCGUUUUUUGUUUCUUGCACCCGACCUCGGAGAAACAGUGGCCUGUAGAUUUCAAAUGGUUUGAUUUACCAUCAGAGGUGGAAUUAGAUUCAUUUUAUUCAUGCCUAACUCAUCUAUGCACUAAUAACAUGUCACCCUCCUAACUUUGGCCUGAUGCUUUUUAGGAAGAAAUUUUAAUACCGAAGGACUAUUUUAUUAUUUUUUCUAAAGAUGUUUGUCACUAGUUUUACAUUAUGAAAUGCCGAGAACAGUACCAAAAAGUUUAUUUUCUAUACUAUCCAAUAAUGAUUAUAUGUUUCCCCUAUAUAUGUAAUGAAAGAUUUUUGUCUGUGGAAAUAUCAUACGUCAAUAAACGACAGUACCUAAUGGCAAAAGCACGCGUUCCUCAGAGCGGAAAUGAAGCAGUGGUUCAUUGAAUCCUGUGUGAAUAUUCAUCAAAAUGGGUAGCUACUCUGAAAAAGUUUGGAGAAGAUUACAGUGAGUAUCCAGCAGCAGUUUCUAAAUCAAAUAUCAUUAUCAGGUCAUAAGUAGUAUUUCCACAUUAUCAUGUUAUGCCUUGUGGUACGCCAAGGCCAUAUAUUGAAGGUCUCAUUGACCCAAUACAUGGCCAAACCCUUGAGAUCCUCCUCACACUCCGCGUCCCCCCCAGUCACACCAUAAACCAGAACACUGAAGCAGUGGGAUGAUCUGCCUCCUUCAACAGCAAGUUCUCUGCCUCCCCAAGGGAAUUCCCAUUUAUAAGAGAAUCAUAGCGGAAAAUAAAGAUGCUUCUGGAAUAGGACAUUCUUAGUAUCAGCCUUAACGCUGUUUCCCCUCACAGUUGAAAUAUGCCAGGGAUCUUUGUUAUUGUAUAGAAGCAAGAGAAGACAUCCUUUCCUCCUAACAUCUUACAAAGGUCCUUCUCUUAAGGCUAACUUGCCAGCUUAUGUCACUUACCCACCCGUGGAUCAAGUUCACUUCCCAACUACUGUGAUUUGGACAGAUUGCGUAUUUUGUUUUGGAACUAGAGAGGAGUUCAUCUGUCCUAGAAUCGUGAUGACAAGUGCAUACUGAACAAAAGUUGUUCAUUAAUUGGCAAGAGGAGAGGGAGUUCUCUUUGGUGAAAUUUGGUUUAUUGAACAGCUUAAUAAAAAAAAGAUACUAUAAUUUUGGGACUAUUUGGCUUUUGAUCUCAAAAGUUUAAUUUUUGUUGCUACAAGGAGGCUGUCUUGUUUCUUUGUUGCCUUUUUCAAGCCAUAUGAUGGUAAUCUGGAAUACUGUUUUUCAACAACUUCUUAUUAAAAAAUGGUAAUGUCCUUUAGGCAGAAUAACAGAGGGAAAAUGACUUUUUGAAGGAAUAAUUAAAAGAGUGAAAAAACAGAGAUGUCAUGUUACAAAUUUACUCAGCAUGAUUUCGUUCCUGUGUGUAUUGGCUGUGAAGAUAACGCAAGCACUAUAAAUCCUUUUUUUUUUUUUCAGAAAGUUACAGAAUAAGACCAAUAAUAGAGAAGAGCCACAAUCUCAAAUAUAUUAAUUAUGUGAUAACCAUAUUUAAUAAAUCUGACCCAAGUAAACACAGAAUUGACUUUCCUAAUACCAAGCUAAUAUAUUCUUAAUUUUUUCAUGCAUUCAUUUAGACUUAUUAAGAAACCCAAACUUUCAUCAUUUUCUAGAUUUUAGUAAUGACUUUCAUUCAAAUGUGCAGCCAGUGUCAGACCAUAUGGUAUCACGAACAGUCUUGGAAGACACGCAGCUUUCUCCCUUCAUCUCAUCUUCCUUUCACAGCAAGUUACCAUGACCUAAUAAUUAGCUUUUCGUUUGAAAUGUUGACCCCUGUCAAUGUCGGGGAGCCAGUCUGGAUCUCAAGGUAAGAACUUCCUAGCGACCACAAAUCACUCACAGAGCAAGUAACUCAAUUACAAUGAAGUGGGUUGAAUAAGCUGACUAAUUCAAGCCGACGGAAGAAGGACCUUGAACCAGGUGCUUAGUCACAACCUGUGAGGCUCAAAUUCAUCUCCCAUUCUCAAAGUAGAGUCAAAGGUGCCCCACGAACAACCAUCUUUUUAAGCGUCAUUGUUGACAUUGCUAAAAAUGGCAGUACCUGUUCUCAUUCAAUACUUGUCCAAGCAGCUUUUGGCCUAAAAGGCCAAGUUAAAUCCUAACCUAAAAGAAUUAAGAGGGGAUGAACUUCUCUUAUUGGUUUAUUAAAUACUCAGAUUCAAUGUUAGAUUAUAUCAGUGUUGGGACUUUCUUUUAAGUUUAUUUAUUCCAUUAUUUCAUUUUUUUCUUCUUCCAUUAAGGUUUGAAAUACAUUGGGUCAAUAAGGUUCUUUUCAUUUUGCUUUCUUUUUCCCUGGCAGAUCACUUUGAAACAUUCACCGGAACGUAUGUUUUUAAAUAGACAUAAACUUGUAAAACAGGGAAUGCAACUAACUGAGGGCAACAUAAUAAACUUUAAAAUUAAAGUGUUGCAGGUGGCCUUGCCACUUCUGUCAUCAGCCAACAUGGCUUUCAAAAUUCUAAUUAUCUAAUGCAGGCUCUGUACAUCGGCCAUUAAAUUAUUGUAAAACAUGGUUCAUGGUUGCUCUUCCCAAAUAUCCCAAAGCAAACCCUUUGGGACAGUUCUUUUUCCCACUGUGCAUUUGAAGACUUACAUGACCAAGCAGAGUGAGCACCACUGAGUUAGCCUCUAUCCUCUUUGGAAGGUGAUGUUCCUACAAAAUGUCCAAAAUGUUCCUACAAAAUGUUCAAGGAUAAGGCUGCCUGUGGCAACAUUCAUUUGAGUGAAAGGUAGAACGUGGACUUUUUUUUUUUUUGAGUAGCAUCUCUUAAUUAAAUUGGAAAAGGAAAGCAUUUCUCUUGCUAGUUUAAACAACGAUGAUCCCAUUUGGGGAAUGGGAGGUUAUUGUAUCUUGUCUGUUGAAAGGCGAAAAGAAAAGAAAAACUGACCAAAGUUUUCUUCCGUCCCCUAGCAGUGACAGCAGUUAUAGAAGGAGAUAAAACUGAUAUUCUUUUUAGGAUAUGCUUAAGUUAAAUUUAAAGUAUCUGCUCAGAAAUACUGGGCAUGCAGAAAGAAAAAAUCCCCACUCUUUCAAUUUGUUGUUAUUAUAUUCAUACCUUCCCUCAUUAGCUUAACAUCAUUCUAGGGGAAAAAAUGAGUGGUAUUAACUGAAGUGGUUUAAUUAACCUAAAAAUUCUUGUGUUUGAAUUAUGUCUGCAUCUAAUUAUUUAAUGAAUAAAGGAAUAGGGCACUGUAUUAUAGGACUUUCUUUGGACAGACCAAUAGUUGCCUUUAGCAUUACCAAGAGCAGUAGCUAUGCACCGUCUUUGAAACUAUGCAAGACCUUUUAUCUACAGAUUCUAAUUAUGUAGUUCUUUUUGGAUGCUCUGUGAAGAAAAGCCUGAGUAGGUUCACAUGCAUUCGCGCUGGGAAUGAUGUAAUCAAGUCAUGAGUCACUGUCUGGACUGAACUUUUUCCGUGGAAUACAUGCACGACUGCAACGUCAAGUCUUCUACUUGUCCCAGUUCCGUUCUUUCUCCUGACUCUGUUGGUAGCACCUUUUGCUCUAAAGUACACCCACAUCUGUAGCAGGAGUUUGCAGUGUAAUGUACUUUGGUAUGUACUGAUGAUUUCUAAGUGAGGAAAUGAUUUACGAGAAUAAAGUUGCAUUAAAAACCUACAUCACGAAAAAAAAAAAAAAAAAAACACAUCACGAAAUUAGAUAAAGUGCACAGAAUCUGACACUUACUAGACGCUAUCACUGAAUCACAUGACAUUUUCCAGGUCAGUCCAUAAGUGGGAUGGUGCAUUUAAAUGUUUCGGCUAAGCAUGUGGGAGUUUUAGAAUCCUUCAAGUUGCUCAAUUCUGAAAUAAUGGCAGAUGUGAUGCCCAUUAGGGUACACAACAGUGUGGAACAUAAAACCACUGUUAGCCACCUCGUCUUGGAGCAGCAAUGAUGAAGGGUGUCAUUUUUGUGAAGCCCUUGGAUCUAUCAUUCCAGUCUUUUGGGGAAAACUAAAGUGGAACAUAAGCCCUGCAAAUAACCCUCCCUGUUAAAUCAACAUGUGGUAUAGACUUGUGCACAGGCCAUGGGAAAACAAGGUGGAAAUCUUGCUUAUCACAUUGACUUCUAGAUUGAUCAAGGAUAGGUAAGCUAAUAUUAUUAACUAUUUUUCUGAAACUCUGCAUAUGUUAGAGUUCCUCCAAGUUCCCCUAUGAAUGUAAAAAAUAGAUAUUACCCUGAUCUACAAGUGAAGGAAUCCAGGACCUCAGUUUCAGUAUUUUGCCAAAAUCAAAAUCAACCCCUGGGUAAGUGACUGGGCUGGCAUUUGUGGUUUUUGUUUUGUUUUGUUUUGUUUUAUGUUUUUUUUUUUUAAACACCUUGACUCCCCAUAAUUUUCCCCCGUAAAGUUGCUACUUAAUUGUGUUCUUCAUAGUCCUGAACUUUGCAAAUCUUUCUUUUAUUCUGAGUAGUUAUUUUGACGUCUGAAAGGGGUUACCUAACGUUAUUUUGGCAUUCUUAAUAUGUUUGAUCUUUGCAGAAUAUAAAAGGGAUUUCAGGCAAUUUAGGAACCAUCUAAAGUGAAUGAGCUGCUGAAUAAUGCCAGUCUCAUUUUCUUAUGGAUUAUACCAGCAACUUCACCUUUCAGGGGGUUUUUUUCCCCCUUUAAGUUCAAAGGCUGUCUAUUAUUUUAGUUUCUUUGCCUAAGAGGUUCUGAUUCCAUAGUAUUAAUGCCUUUUGACCCUGAAUGUGUCACUUUCAUUACUGGUAUUUCUUUUGUGAAUUUCAUCUAUUAAUAUUGACCCCUAAGCUAAAAAUAGCAAUUGAUCCAUUCUGGAGAACCACUAAAGGACCAGUGCAUUAGAGCUCUCUUUAGUAAAAGACUUUCCAUCCUCUUGUUACUAUACUAAAAAUAUGAUUUUCCACUGUUUGAUAAUGUAGUUGUCAAUUCUCCUGACCCCCACAGGGAAUUUUGGACCGGCUAAAUAAAACAAUCAUGGGCCCUGCGGUGGUUUAGGGUUGAUCUUGA